Castor canadensis (American beaver) is the source of this 3282-nucleotide messenger RNA. It is a transcript of the gene Psmf1, whose product is annotated as proteasome inhibitor subunit 1. Gene Ontology annotation, biological process: proteasome-mediated ubiquitin-dependent protein catabolic process. Gene Ontology annotation, molecular function: proteasome binding; endopeptidase inhibitor activity. The record is from RefSeq and is a predicted model, not a curated record. NCBI's taxonomy places the organism in Eukaryota, Metazoa, Chordata, Mammalia, Rodentia, Castoridae.
ACCCGCCGGGCUUCUCCAUUUUGGGCGCAGGUGGAGACCAGGACAGAACCAGCGGAAGCUGCAGCUGCUGGCAGGCAGUGUGCCUCCCUCUUUCGGCGGGAGCCGCGGGCCCUCAUGGCGGGCUUGGAAGUGCUCUUCGCGUCAGCCGCGCCGGCUAUCACCUGCACGCAGGACGCGCUCGUCUGCUUCCUGCACUGGGAGGUGGUGACGCACGGCUACCAUGGCUUGGGCACCGGCGACCAGCCAGGCCCCAGUGAUAAGCAGUCAGAACUGCUGCCUGCUGGGUGGAACAGCAAUAAAGAGCUGUAUGUCCUCCGCUAUGAGUCCAAGGAUGGGUCCAGAAAACUCCUCAUGAAAGCUGUCACCAUGGAGAAUAGCAUGAUCAUCAACGUGCUGGAAUAUGGCUCCCAGCAAGUGGCAGACUUGACCCUGAACUUAGAUGAUUAUAUCAAUGCAGAAGACCUGGGUGACUUCCACAGGACCUACAAGAACAGUGAGGAACUUCGGUCUCGUAUCAUAUCUGGAAUCAUCACACCUAUCCAUCAGCAGUGGGACAAGCCUAGUGUAAGCAGUCCCCAUCGGGAGUUCCCGCCUGCCACUGCCAGAGAGGUGGACCCACUUCGAAUUCCCCCUCACCAUCCUCACACGAGCCGUCAGCCUCCCUGGUGUGAUCCCCUGGGCCCGUUUGCUGUCGGGGGAGAAGACCUAGACCCCUUUGGGUGUCGGAGAGGUGGCAUGAUUGUGGAUCCCUUGAGAUCUGGCUUCCCAAGAGCACUCAUUGACCCAUCUUCCGGCCUCCCAACCCGGCUGCCCCCCGGCGCUGUGCCCCCAGGAGCUCGAUUUGACCCCUUUGGACCCAUUGGAACCAGCCCAUCUGGACCUAACCCCGAUCAUCUCCCCCCGCCGGGCUACGAUGACAUGUACAUGUGAAGGCCUCAAGAAUGUAACAUCCCAGCCAUCCUUCCACUCUCCAGGAGCUGCCACCACUGACCCCAUCAGCAACUGUGUUCUUGUGGGCUUGGGGCAAGGGACUCUGCUCCUGUGUUUGCAGGCCAGCUGGGAUUGCCUCCCCACCCCUUGUCAGAGCCAAGGCACCUGCUGCAGCUCUCCACCUGGCUGCAUAUAGGUCCUAAGGGAGACUCCGGCAACAUACACCCUCCACCCAAUGCAGUCCCGGUCACAGUGCUAUAAGAACAGAACGCAUUUUGGAUGUUAUUAUUAAGAACCAAAUGUCAAUACAAAGUUCAUGUUGCCGGUCUUCCCCUUUCCUUUUCAUGUUAACACACAGCUCCUUCAAGUUGUGAGCCUUCAGAGUUGGAAUCUGUGCCUAUCCAGGGCUCAUUCUUCUCAAGCUCUCUCCCUUCAUAAAUUGCUGUUGCUCCUGACAUUAAUAAGAAAGGCCUAAGUCUGGCUUCAUGGGUGGAUAUAUGUCACUGGAGUGCCAUAGGGCCACACGGAUAAGUGUCACCAGGACAGGCACACUGUAGAAAGACCUCAUCAUUCUCACCAGGACAAUCCUCCAGUCGCUCCUGUUCUGGGAAUCCUACUGGGUCUAUCUGCCAGGGCAGCAACAGGCUAAUCUCAUUUUUGCCUGUAAUUAAGGACGUGGUGACCCUAAGGAAGUCCAUUCUUUAGGACCUUGUAGCCACCUGUGAAAUUGGAGGGACCUUUCCUGCUCUGAAACAUUCUGAUGUCUUUUUCUGUGAAGGACAUCAACCCUAGGAACUGGAGUGAAAGGAAGAGAGGAAAAGAGUUUUAUGUGUUUCUUGUCCCUCUUGGGACCCAGACAACACAAGAGCAUAGGUUCCAUCUAAGUGUGGUGUCAAACAUUGGGAGGAGCAGGGAACCCUGGCCUCUGGAAGCCUGUGUCUACUUCCACCUGACCUUUGGUGUUCUCCAGUUCCUUUGCAACUCAAGCUGACAUAUGUGGGCAGUGCUGAGCCCCUGUGCUGCAGUGGAAAGAGCUCCAGGCCAGGAAGCAUGAAGUUGAGGCACUAGGCACCUUCCCUCACAGCCAGCAUUUCAACCAUGUAUGGGCCCUUUCACUUCUCAGCUCCUUGGAGUCCUUCCCCUAAAUUAAGAUGCAUCAUUUUCCUAUAGGCAGCAGCAGGCUACUGUAGCUUUCCUGAGGUGUCUAAAGGCUUCUUCCUAUAGCCUAGGACUGCCAUAGCAGUCUGCUCAGCCCAAGAAUGGGCAGGGUAAACUGAACUGACAGGCCCAGGGCCAAUCUUGGGUGGAGGCUGGGCAGCAUGAGUAAGCCUGGGCUCCCUGGGUGUUUCUGGCACAUGCCAUGUCCCUGACAUGGCACUGACAAAGACCCUGGAGACAGGGAGCUGACUAUCUUGAAACCUUUAGAACAUCUGCUCUAGAGAAAGGCCCAGAUACUGGGCAGAGGUAGAGAUGUUAUCAUUACUCAUGACCUUCCUUGAGGAUUAGCAGAUGGGCGGAAUGUUUGCUUUGGAAUUAGACUAUACCUGCAACUAAAAAGACUUAGAGCCAUCAUAAAAAUGUCCUUUAUUAUCAAAGGAAGCAUUAAAAGAGCCAGCAGAUUACAGACUAUCAGAUGCAGGGAAGGUUGAUGAUAACUUUUAGGACCCCAAAUCUAGGAAAAGAUAAAAUGUAAGCAAUAAAUUUGCCACUUAGAUGUUCUGGCAGCAAAAAAUCAUAUAUAUGAUUCAUUUUCUGAAAACAAAAUUUAGUGAUUGAUGUGCAGAAUCAUCCAUUUCUCAUGUGGGGUCUCCUAUCAAGGAUACUGAGGAACAUGAUGUUAUAAGUGUUCUGUGGGGAGAGCAUGGGGCCUUCAGGAACUUCCUAGUCAGGCUGUUGUUUUAGUUUGGGCUGCUCCCCUCCUCCCAGCCAUGAGUAAUAAACCAGCAGCAUGGAGGUGUGUUUCAGGUUUGUUUCUUGUAAAAUCCCCAAAAUUGGAGCCUUAACAACAAAUAACAGCAGAAUAACCUGUUCCUCUCUUUAAAUAACAGCUUUAUUAAGAGAUAAUUCACAUACCCAUGAAGUUUACCCUUUUAAAGUAUUACAACUCAGUGGGUUGUAGUAUAUUCAGUGUUAGGCAUCCACUACAAUACCUAAUUCCUAGACAUUUUACCACCCCCAAAAAAAGCCCCAUACCCACUGGCAGUCACCUCCAUUUCUCCCCUCCCAGCUCAGGCUACCCCUAGUGUACUAUCUCUAAAGAUUUGCCUGUCCUGGACAGUUUUAAUAAUGAAAUCACUCAAUAUGAGGCCUUUUGUGUCUGGCUUCUUCGCCUAGCACAAUAUUAUUUGUCAA